Molecule: messenger RNA, 1816 nt
Organism: Micropterus dolomieu (smallmouth bass)
Lineage: Eukaryota; Metazoa; Chordata; Actinopteri; Centrarchiformes; Centrarchidae
Product: Allantoinase, mitochondrial
Exons: 11
Coding region: 375-1745 (456 amino acids)
Biological process (GO): allantoin catabolic process; purine nucleobase catabolic process
Cellular component (GO): cytoplasm
Molecular function (GO): allantoinase activity; zinc ion binding; cobalt ion binding
Source: RefSeq, a predicted model, not a curated record
CGGGUUAACCGGAAAGUUGCACCCGACGUCACGAAGUUACUCCUGAAGGUAGGCCUACCUGGAUAAGCCAGUUACCCCGCUUCGUAGUGCAGGCCGGUAUUUCCGCUUCUUUGUUUUUUGGUUCAAAAGCAAAAAUACACAAAUGAUCAAAACGCACACGGACCCUGGAGCGCAAGACAUAUGUGCAAGCAACAAUAUAUCUGAGUGCAAGUCAUUUUGAGCGGAGGCAGAGCGAUUCUAAGCGCAAGCAGGGGCUAUUUGAGUGCGAGGGCAGGGUUUUGAGGGAACGCGCAGGGGUGGUGCCACAGAGCUAGUGUAGAAGCAGAGUUAGGAGAGUCUGCAGCCUACUCUCUUGAAUCUUAAUAAAGACAGACAUGGAGCUCGGAUCACAGGUUAGUGCUGUGCGGAGUAAAAGGGUACUGGUUGGUGAUGAAGUCCGUCCGGCUGUCAUCGUAAUAAAGGACGGGAAAAUCCACCAAAUACUCUCAGACAAGGACGUUUCUGGGGACGGUGACUGUCAGGUGUUGGAUGUGGGUGACAGUGUGGUGAUGCCAGGUAUUGUAGAUUGCCAUGUUCAUGUGAAUGAACCAGGACGCACCUCCUGGGAGGGCUUCUGGACCGCCACCAGGGCUGCUGCAGCUGGAGGGGUGACUACUGUAGUGGAUAUGCCGCUAAAUAGCAUCCCUCCAACUACCACACUUGGUAAUUUUUGCGAGAAGCUGCAGGUGGCGACAGGGAAGUGUUUUGUGGACAUAGCCUUCUGGGGAGGUGUGAUUCCUGGCAAUCAGCUAGAACUUCGGCCCAUGAUCCAAGCUGGAGUGGCUGGUUUCAAGUGUUUCCUCAUCCAUAGUGGGGUAGAGGAGUUCCCCCAUGUGACUGACUAUGAUCUACACACGGCCAUGAAGCAGCUGCAAGGCACUGGAAGUGUGCUGCUGUUUCAUGCAGAGAGGGAUGUUCCACAGACCACAGAGGAGAAUGGCGACCCUACUCAGUACUCCACCUUUCUGCAGUCAAGGCCAGAUGUUAUGGAGAUGGAGGCAAUUCGCACAGUCACCCAACUCUGCCUCCAGUACCAGGUGCGGUGCCAUAUAGUUCACUUGUCCUCUGCAAAGCCAAUGAAACUGAUCCAGGAAGCACGGCAGGCCGGAGCCCCCUUGACAGUGGAGACUACCCACCACUACCUCUGCCUGUGUGCAGAGAACAUACCUGCAGGGGCCACACAGUUCAAGUGCUGCCCUCCCAUCAGAGGAUCUAUUAACCAGGAGCAGUUAUGGUCUGCACUGAAAGCUGGGCAUAUUGACAUGGUGGUGUCUGAUCAUUCCCCCUGCACCCCUGAUCUAAAGAAACUGGAUAGUGGAGACUUCACUCAGGCUUGGGGAGGAAUUUCAUCUCUACAGUUUGGUUUGCCACUGUUCUGGACUUCAGCCAGUAAGAGAGGCUUUCAGCUGUCUGAUGUGGUGAGACUCCUCAGCCAGAAAACAGCCCAGCUGUGUAGCCUUGACAACCAGAAGGGCAGCCUUGCUCCCGGCUAUGAUGCUGACUUGGCCAUAUGGGACCCAGAGAGAGAAUUUGAAAUUAAAGCAGCAAGCGUAUAUCAUAAAAACAAGCUAACUCCUUACCUCGGCGUCACACUGCAAGGAGUGGUGUGUGCCACCAUUGUCAGGGGGCGGCUGGUGUACAGAGAAGGCUCCUUCUGCCCCGAGCCUCUGGGGAAGCAUCUCCUCAUCCCUCAGAAGAAAAUGUGAAACUAUAUGAAAUAAUGACAGCAAGUUGUAAUAAACCUCAACAAAGAGUUAUUGUGUUGUUGAUAAGAGUG